Molecule: messenger RNA, 1120 nt
Organism: Spodoptera litura
Lineage: Eukaryota; Metazoa; Arthropoda; Insecta; Lepidoptera; Noctuidae
Product: dynein light chain roadblock-type 2
Biological process (GO): microtubule-based movement
Cellular component (GO): cytoplasmic dynein complex
Source: RefSeq, a predicted model, not a curated record
CAGUCAUUCACUGUCACUCUCAUUUUUAGACAUUUCACAAAAAAUCGCAGUUUGUCAUCAACGAAGACCGUAUUGGAAUUUAAAAAAUGGCGACCGAAGUAGAAGACACAAUCAAGCGAAUCCAAGCCCAUAAAGGUGUUAUGGGUGUCAUCAUCGUGAAUCACGAAGGUAUUCCUAUCAAAAGCUCUUUGGACAAUGCUACAUCUGUAUUAUACUCCGGACUAAUUGGUCAACUCACUGAAAAGGCCAAGAAUGUUGUGCGUGAAAUGGACACAACAAAUGAACUUACAUUUCUUCGCGUGAGGAGUAGGAGACACGAGAUCUUGAUUGCACCGGAUCGUGAAUUCAUACUCAUAGUCAUUCAAAACACUUCUGACUAGCUUCACAAUGAAAAAGACUAGCACAUAUUUAAAUUAAGGGGCCUUGAAACCAUACCACUAAUCUUGGAGCUGUAUUACAUAUUCUCAAUAAAAAGCAAGAAAAGUAAUUCUGCAUGAAAGUAUGAUGGCAAAGUACUAAAAUACACUUAACAUAAUACAGCCGCAAGAUAAAAUAUAAAAAUUAUCACACUAUUCCCACAUUAUAUUUAGACUAUAAUAAAAAAAAAACAUUAUUACACUGUGGUUGGUUUGGCCUCUUUGAAAAAAGAAUAUUGCACUAGCUCAAGGAGUGUCACUAAAUAAGAAUCAAUUUAAUUUUAAAAGCUUUCAUUAUUAUUUUUAGAAAUAAUUAAUUUAUUACUAACAAGAGCAUUCCUAAAGUGCCAUUUGUGCAAUUUCUUUGUUAAAUUGGCAAAAUAUGUAUGGCUAAGAGCUAUUGAAGUGACUAGACCCUGUUUUGCAUAGCAAAGUAUGAAUAAAGUUUGUGCCAAGCAACAAGGGCAAUUGGAUUUCAGAUUGGCAGUUCAAAACGUUGACAGACUUGAAGAAUUAAAAUAAUAAUACUUACUAGUUUUUAAGUUGCAAUUAUUUUUACUAGUGAUAGGGAUAAUUUUUUUUUACAAAAAUAGUCUUGUUUUUUAAUUCGUUUUGAGUUCGAUACUUCAUUAUUUUCUUGAAACUUUUGUGAUUUUAUUUUAUUCAUGUAUUGUAAGAACACUAAUAAAUAUUUAUACACAUGA